Molecule: messenger RNA, 1667 nt
Organism: Pseudoliparis swirei
Lineage: Eukaryota; Metazoa; Chordata; Actinopteri; Perciformes; Liparidae
Product: E3 ubiquitin-protein ligase RNF216-like
Exons: 4
Coding region: 1194-1667 (157 amino acids)
Source: RefSeq, a predicted model, not a curated record
CCUGACACUGAGGUUGAUAUAACUGAGGUUCAAUCUGCAGACGAUUUGGAUAAACUGCUUACGAUACAACUCUUUAUGCUUACCGAAACCGGAGCUAUAAAGAUAAAGCGUGGAACAAGGUCGGAGAAGCCGUGGGACUACCUGGUAAGUUUUGAAUGUAUGUAUUUGCUUUUAUUCUCGCUAUUUGUUGUACUUUACUAUCAACCAACCGCCGGCAUAUGUGUUUCAUGGCAGAGGAGAUCUGCCGCCGUAUGUGGAAAAGUCUCAGAGACACGUAUCAAAGAGAGAAGAGAGAGAGAGCAGCGAGAAGCGCAGUGGGAGUGCAGCUCAGUCCACUAACAAGUGGAAGUACUCUGCGGUCCUGUGGUUCCUCGACCCAUUUAUUACUCCGCGUCCGACGCGUCUGGUGUGAACACACCAUUAGAGACCGACUUCGGCUUAAAAAAUAAAAAGAUGGCAGAAGUGAAAUGUUUCAGUCUGUAAAGUUCUGUAACUCUACAGCUGCUCAUCCUGAUGAACUGUGUAUCAUAGAGACUAACGGCCUCAUAGUGUAUAAUCAAUGCUAUGAUGGAACCAUGUAGUUUCAUUAAUAUCUUGCUGUAGGCUAAUACUAAUAUUACUGCCAUUUGUUAAGUGUUGAAAAAGUUGGUAAAAAGUGAACCAUACAGAUGUUUUAUUUAUUACUAUUAUAGAUAAAUAUACCAGUCUCGUAUUUAUGGGACCAUAUUGUUUUUAUGGUACUGUAUUGAAUUCUGGUAUCGGGUAUCAUGAUAUUUAUGGCAGGUAUGUAAUAUGUAUAGUAGUUAUAAUAUGAGUAUCGUGACAAACAGGUAGAGACAGAACAGAUUCAGGGAAAAGUCCAUGAGGACUGUUCAGGCAAAAAAAAGGAAGUUGGUUCAUGAAUGACUUUAACCAUAUUAUAUAUAAUGACAAUGUAUAUUUGUUAUUACCAUCAUUACAGGGCUGAGUCAGAGCGGAGGACCUUUUGUUCUUAAACUGUUUAUUAUCACAAUUUAGAUUUGUGGUCAGAACAAUAAAAUGACUGUAGUUGUGGUUCUAAAAGCUUUGAGGCUUCAAACAACGUGGAUGUGGUGACAAAAAAAAAGAGUCACCUGCAUAUUGGAGGUGACCGAUAGACCCCGGUCUUAUGUUUUAUUGUUUACUUUUAUGCGUGCUGUGAUACUGUAUCCGACAUGUAUCCGUCUUUCCACUCUACUCCUGCACGCAGACACGUGAUCCGCCGCGAAAUGGGAAAUAAGACCUCGCAAACAACGAUUCCAGACGCAGGUCACAGUAGCGCUGCGUCCGAGGACCCUGCAUCUGACCCUACAUCUGUCCCGUCUACCUCCAGAGAUGUGGUCAACUCCUCCCCGGACCUCUUCGACUUCACCAAACUGGGCGCGGUGGGGUCGGAUGCGGUGAUGCAGGCCAUCAACUUGCUCCAGGAGGAUUUCCGGAUGCUCAGCUAUCGGGACUUACAAUGGGCCCUCGACGCUCUGAAGGGACAUUACGCAAUAACACGAAAGGCCUUAUGGGAAGCUCUGAUGAAGUGUCAGGAUCCGGGCGACCCCUCAGGAAGGAGACGCUCAGGAAAGAGACAACGGCGCAGAGCCUCCUCCUCUGAUUCUGAAACCAAGUUAUCUGCAGUCACACAGGUGAGCAGGUAA